Molecule: messenger RNA, 2843 nt
Organism: Ochotona curzoniae (black-lipped pika)
Lineage: Eukaryota; Metazoa; Chordata; Mammalia; Lagomorpha; Ochotonidae
Gene: SLC25A15
Product: solute carrier family 25 member 15
Exons: 6
Coding region: 75-980 (301 amino acids)
Biological process (GO): mitochondrial L-ornithine transmembrane transport
Molecular function (GO): L-ornithine transmembrane transporter activity
Source: RefSeq, a predicted model, not a curated record
GGAGUAUGCGGUACCCAUUGUGAGCAUCAGGGAGCUGUCCUCUGCAGAGACCGGAGACUAGAGACACCGGCAGCAUGAAGUCCAAUCCUGCCCUCCAGGCUGCCAUCGACCUCACAGCUGGGGCUGCAGGGGGCACGGCCUGUGUGCUGACCGGGCAGCCUUUUGACACGAUGAAAGUCAAGAUGCAGACAUUCCCCGACCUGUACCGGGGCCUCUCCGACUGCUGCCUGAAGACCUACACCCAGGUGGGCUUCCGCGGCUUCUACAGGGGCACCAGCCCGGCGCUGAUCGCCAACAUCGCCGAGAACUCCGUGCUCUUCAUGUGCUACGGCUUCUGUCAGCAGGUGGUGCGCAAAGUGGUGGGGCUGGACAAGCAGGCCAAGCUGAGUGAUGUGCAGAACGCGGCCGCCGGCUCCUUCGCCUCAGCCUUUGCAGCACUGGUGCUCUGCCCCACUGAGCUGGUGAAAUGUCGCCUCCAAGCCAUGUAUGAGAUGCAAACGUCGGGAAAAGUUGCCAGCAGCCAAAAUACAGUCUGGUCUGUUGUGAAGAGCAUUCUGAGAAAGGAUGGCCCCUUGGGCUUCUACCAUGGCCUCUCCAGCACUUUACUUCGAGAAGUACCAGGCUACUUCUUCUUCUUUGGCGGCUAUGAACUGAGCCGGUCGUUUUUUGCAUCAGGGACAUCAAAAGAUGAACUAGGUCCUGUCCCUCUGAUGUUAAGUGGUGGAGUAGGUGGCAUUUGCCUCUGGCUUGUGGUGUACCCAGUGGACUGCAUCAAAUCCAGAAUUCAAGUUCUUUCCAUGUCUGGAAAGCAGGCGGGAUUUAUAGGGACUUUCAUAAGUAUUGUGAAGAGCGAAGGAAUAGCAGCCUUAUAUUCUGGACUGAAACCUACUAUGAUUCGGGCGUUCCCUGCCAAUGGGGCACUGUUUUUGGCCUACGAGUACAGCAGAAAGCUGAUGAUGAGCCAGUUGGAAGCGUACUGAAGUGUCUUGGCAGACCUUGCUCCACACACCGGGGGGUGAGGACCUCGGUUCCUCUCAGGGUUUCACGGAGCACGGGAUUGAUGUGAAAUGAGUCUUGAAGAUUUUGUAUUGCCUCUCCUUGGAUCUUCUGUCUUACGUUCUGUACCUUCUGCCCUUAAUUUGUGUUGAAAUGGAAGAGCUGGUGGUGCUGUUGUCUGCGGUAUGAGCGUGGGGUGACCAGUGGUUGGGGCCCCCACCCUCAUGAUGAAGAGGGCCCAAAGGGUGUGUGCAUCACCCUAGCAGUGUGUGUUGGAUGGGAAUGGAUUAAGGAAAACUGUUAUCAGUGACUGUUGUUUUCCAAGAAGGUUCUUAUAAAUAAUUUCUUAACCUAUUCUAGUUACAGGGUCUUUUUUAAAAAAAAAAAACCUACUUAACCUGUAUACUGUACUAAGCUGUUAAAGUUGUUAGUAAACAGUUUUCAUGUGUUACAUUGAAAACUAAAAUAUUCCUGUAGAUUUUGAAGCGCAUAACCUACAUCCUGGUGUAGUGUCCACAUUCUCAAGUUGAGAGUAGGCAUCCUGGAUUUCCUCCAGAACACUGCCCUACAGCAAUGCCAGGUCUUUGCUGGCACGCCCAGAACCCACACAACAGCCAUGCUAUGGCAUGUGGCCUGGGGGAUAGGGCCUUGGCCAAGCAGUAUGGCCUUUAGCUGCAUCCCUUCUCUCCCAGUGAGCCCCCUUUGUGCUGGGUGGGAAUGGAUGUAGCUAUUGUUGUUUGACGAAGACCCACGUGGCUGCUGUAGCCUCUGGAGCCUGGCCUGGGUAGGGCUGGGUUGUCUGUUGGCCUGUCUAGGCCCAGUGAUCCACUUGGGUCCACCUGACCAGAAACUUUUCAAGGGAACAGAGCAUGCCAAAGCCAAGAGAAGCUUUUGUUUCCUGCCUGGUGGUGGUGGUGUAGACUGGAGGGUCUGUUCUCUCCCAUCAGAGCUAGAGCGAGCCAUUCAAUUCUGCUGUAUGGGCUGACCCCCUUGCAAGCACUUACCUUCAGAUCUGUCCAUCCCUGCCACCCAUGUUUGAUGCGGGUCCUCAGUGAAUAGUAAUGGUAACUGUAUAUGGGGUGUGACUUCAUAAAGCAACAGGACAUAAAAGGAAUGGUUUAAGCUUGGCCAGUUACAUGCAUAUAUCAGCCCAUAGUUGGUCUGCUCAGCACAGGCUUGGGAUGGGCAGCUAUUUGUUGGCUGUGUGAUGUGGGCAGACCAUCUGGUCACCACUAGAGGAGGCUCCAGCCACUCUCUGUUGCUCCAAGAACAGCAGGGGCUCUCUCAAUUAAGUGUUUCCACACAGGCCAUGAAGCUGAAAGCCCAAGGUGGACUUAUCAGGAAUAGCCUAGCCUCUACCUGUAUGUCUCUGCCUCUUGGCAUCAGGUAAACAUGGUGGGAAACCCCUGGUUUCCUUAAGCAUUUGGCUAACUCUCGGGCCUCUCUGACAGCUCUGAACUCCUGUGCUGGAAACAACAGGGUGUGGCCCAUGGACCUGGGCUGGGGCUUGGAGCUGGCCUUACACUUCUGAGAAAACCAUUUUGUCCACUUCUGUCUGAAUAGGCCUAGAUUGACACCAAAUAGCCCUGUUGGUUGGGGAUUUUGCAAAUUGCCCAGGAAAGGGUUAUUAGCUCAAUAAUAACCCUGAGUAGUAACCUAGUAGGAACAACCUUAGGCAGGGGAGUCAGAAUUAGAAAUCUGUCAGGAGAAUGAUUUUCAUUCUGUUUUGUAAUUUAGGGCUCAGUAUUUGGGUACAAUUUAUACCAUUUUAGAUCUGUACUCUAAAAACACUGUUUAAAAAAUUAUGUUUAAAGAAUUUGAGUAUUCUAUCAUUAAAUUAUUUACCU